UAUAUUAUACUGCAAAAUUUUGAAUCAACAUUUCUUGAUAAAGAUUCUUAUCGAAUAAUACGCAAUUGUGUAUAAACAAAACGAGACAAUGGGCGAUAAUGGGCGAAUAAUAAAAAUUCUAAUAAUUGGCGAGAGUGGCGUUGGAAAAUCAAGCUUGAUUCGUCGUUUUGUUGACAACGAGUUCGAUGAUAAUCACGAUGUCACCAUAGGCGUUGAUUUCAAAACCAAAUUGAUGAAUAUCGAUGGAGUUGAUUUCAAGCUUGCCAUAUGGGAUACUGCUGGCGCAGAACGAUUCCGCAGUCUUACACCCAGUUUCUAUAGGAAUGCCAAGUGUGCCAUAUUGGUCUAUGACAUCACAAGUCGAGAAUCUCUUCAAAAAUUAGAAUCAUGGUUGUUGGAAUUGGAGAACUACAGCAACAAUCGUAAUGUACCCACCAUGGUCGUGGGCAAUAAAAUUGACAUGGAACGUGCAAUCACCAGAGAAGAGGGUGUUUUGUUUGCUAAGAAACAUCGCUCGCUGUUUCUAGAAACUUCGGCUAAAAAUAAUGUUUCAGUUGCAGAUGUGUUUGAAGAAAUUGUGCGAAAAACGAUAAACUCCGAUGAUUUCGAAAUGGGCUUAAGUAAUGGUAUCAAUGUUGCAGAGGGAGAACAGGCCGUUGAAUCAACAUGCAGAUGUUAAUAUUUAUAAAAACAAA
Eupeodes corollae is the source of this 695-nucleotide messenger RNA. RefSeq names its product ras-related protein Rab-18 (gene Rab18). Bases 89 to 679 code for a protein of 196 amino acids. The record is from RefSeq and is a predicted model, not a curated record. Gene Ontology annotation, molecular function: GTPase activity; GTP binding. Lineage: Eukaryota; Metazoa; Arthropoda; Insecta; Diptera; Syrphidae. The transcript has 3 exons.